This is a messenger RNA of Closterium sp. NIES-65, 438 nucleotides long. The record is from the annotation of a GenBank genome assembly. NCBI's taxonomy places the organism in Eukaryota, Viridiplantae, Streptophyta, Zygnematophyceae, Desmidiales, Closteriaceae.
AUGUCUCUACGCCCCACUCUUCCCAUUCCUCCUCCAUAUCGCCUUCCUCCUCCCAAUCUUCCUCUUCAGAAUCCCCUCCCUCCCCCUCCUCUCCCUCCUCCUCCUCUCCCUCCCCCUCCUCUCGCUUCCCCUCCUCUCCCUCCCCCUCCUCUCCCUCCCCCUCCUCCCGCUUCCCCUCCUCUCGCUCCCCCUCCUCUCCCUCCCCAUCCUCUCCCUCCCCCUCCUCUCGCUCCCCUCCUCUCCCUCCCCCUCCUCUCGCUUCCCCUCCUCUCCCUCCACCUCUUCUCCCUCCCCCUUCUCUCCCUCCCCCUCUUCUCCCUCCCCCCUCUCUCUCCUCACAGGUACCCUUCUAGUGGCUGGCUGUGGCAACAAAGGGCAUUCACAGAUGCUGCACUCACGCAACGACUCUCCGAGGAGUGUGCAGUGCAGACGUCAUAG